Molecule: messenger RNA, 822 nt
Organism: Priapulus caudatus
Lineage: Eukaryota; Metazoa; Priapulida; Priapulimorpha; Priapulimorphida; Priapulidae
Product: prefoldin subunit 1-like
Exons: 4
Coding region: 64-435 (123 amino acids)
Biological process (GO): protein folding
Cellular component (GO): cytoplasm; prefoldin complex
Molecular function (GO): protein folding chaperone
Source: RefSeq, a predicted model, not a curated record
UGAUGAGAUGAAUGCUCAGUCGUUUGUUUAUAAACAAGAGGACGUCCUUGUAGAAAAUCAAAGAUGGCAGGGCCUGUUGUGGAUUUAGAAUUAAGAAAGGCAUUUCAGGAGCUGCAGAUGAAAAUGAUUGAAACGACGCAGCGUCUAAAAAUGUCGGACAUUCAGGUGGAGCAAUGCCGCAGACAGAUUAACCAUGCCAAACUCACCAAUCGUGAAAUCUCGGAAAUUCCCACAGACACAAGAACGUACGAAAGUGUUGGUCGAAUGUUCAUAUUGACACCAGUUAAUAUAGUUCAGGAUGACUUGCAAUUGAAAAUAAAAUCACAGGAGGAAAAGAUAAAAAACCUAGAGAGCAAUAAGUCAUAUUUGGAGAAGUGUAUUAAAGAAAGUGAAGAUAACCUACGAGAAUUAAUAGUCACCAAGAAGUCAAAAUAGACUGAAUUGUAAACUUAUUUGGUUUUGCAUAAGUUCAAAUAAGUCUUGCAGUUUCAAAAUCAGGACAGUGAACAUUGAUUGUCAUUAACUUUACUAUUUAUGUGCUGCACAUGCCAGUGUUGCAUGUACAUCAUAAUUUUGAUGUUAAAAACUUCAUAUACAGCUCACAGUUUAGCAAUUUAUCAACAAAAGUUUGUCACUUAAUUGUUAAAGAAGUUCACAGUAAGACUCAGAAAACUUUUUAUGUUGUUUAUUUUUGCUGCUGUGGUAACAUUUAUCAAUUUCCUGUUUGCUUUCUUUAAAAGCGAAAAUAAUAAGCGAUAAAUCGGAAUCUGUGUAUUGAAUUAUCCGAUCAAUUUAUUAAUAAAUUAUGUGUUUCAAAAGUUA